AUGGACAAAAGAGACGUACUGCGAGAACAACGGCGCAUAUUAGACGUUGAUGCCAGAAAGCGUCGUCUCCGUAAAGCCCUUGAAAUUCUUGAACAGGACAAUCUUGUCGAAGAGUCUCAAAAUGAGUCGAAGUCAACGAAACGUCCCAAAUUUGAAGAUGAUGGACCUGGCCACGGGAAACGACGUCGCAAAACUACUAUAAGUCGUGCUAAGUUUAAGAAAACGUUUGACCUUCUUCUAGAUGAAGAAUACCAAGCUACUAAAGGUGGUCAAAUUGGAACUUCUUAUUUCACUGCAGCUGUGCCGGACUCACGAUUACCUCCUCGUAAAUUCUGCUCAGUUUGUGGUUUUAUUGGAUCCUAUGUUUGCGUAUCUUGCGGUUCGCGCUACUGUUCUCUCAAGUGCCGUGAUGUCCACAACGAUACUAGAUGUCUUAAGUGGGUGGCAUAG
This is a messenger RNA of Rodentolepis nana, 450 nucleotides long. NCBI's taxonomy places the organism in Eukaryota, Metazoa, Platyhelminthes, Cestoda, Cyclophyllidea, Hymenolepididae. The record is from the annotation of a GenBank genome assembly.